CUUUCCUUUGGGUUCAAAACAAUGACUAAUUUCACUGAACUUCACCAUCAUUUCAUCAACCAAACAAAAUGUCCUCCUGCUGUCUCUGGGACAUUUACAGCAUUUCUUUUGAUUGCCAGCGUAUUUUCCUUAGCGGGAAAUCUUCUCGUGAUCAUAGCCUUCAUAAAAACUCCGACACUAAAAUCAAGAACAAAUUACUACAUUGUCAACAUGGCAGUUUCCGACUUGGUGUCCGUUUUCUUCACCUGGCCGCUCUUUGCUACCGAAGGGAUGCUAAAAGCAGAUGGAAGUCUCAUUACAGACAUUGAAGUCUCCGUAUUUUUUUGCAAGCUUGGGAUUUAUUCACGCGCUGUUUCGUAUGUGGUUUCAGUUGCAAGCCUGGUGCUGAUUGCCGUGGACAGAUUCACUGCAAUUGCCUUUCCACUGAAAGCUGUCGACAUUACUCGAAGGAUUCGAGCCUUUUUCCUCCCUUUAAGUUGGGGGGUUCCUUUGUUGGUUCAAAUUCCCUUUUUUAUUUACAGUAAAAUUGUCAAAACAGAACGGUACACUUUUUGUAGAACCGUUGCGAAGAGCUCGAUGCUGCAAAUCUACAGUUUGGUUGGUUUUUGCCUGGUUUAUUGUAUGCCGUUAACUGUAAUAUUUGUUCUCUAUCCUCUUAUUGUAAGACGCCUAAAGAAGCAGGCACAGUUUAAUAUAAGCCAUAACAGACAAAGAAUUCUCCAGUUAAAGAUCAAAAGGAUUCGACAAAAUCAAAACAUAGUGAAGAUGUUUAAAUCAAUAGUGUUUGGUUUUUUUAUUUGUUGGACGCCCAUGUACGUCUACAUGUUCCUAAAAUCUCUUUAUCCGUCAAUAUUCGACAAAGAUAGAUGUCUCGUAAUGGUGGGUUUAUUCUAUUAUUUCUGCCCAUUGCUUAGUACAGCAGUAAAUCCCUUCAUUCUUGUUGCGUUCAGUUCUCAUUUCCGUGCCGCUGCGAGGAAUUUAUGCACGUUCAGUUUGUUUCGGAAACUCUUAUUUUGCUUUCCUCUAAUACGUGUUUCACCGAAGGAAAACAUUGCACUUCCUGCUCUGAAAUGAUGUUAUCAUAGCUAUUUCAUUAGUAAAGCAAGGCCAGAUAUUUGUACUGAGUCAUCUCAUAAAUGUAAAUCAACCAAUUUAUUUGUAAAAGAGCUUUAUUUCUCAUGUAAAUUAGGUGAUGAAUUAAAUAUUCUCAGAUCGUGAA
Pocillopora damicornis (cauliflower coral) is the source of this 1219-nucleotide messenger RNA. RefSeq names its product neuropeptide FF receptor 2. Gene Ontology annotation, biological process: G protein-coupled receptor signaling pathway. Gene Ontology annotation, cellular component: plasma membrane. NCBI's taxonomy places the organism in Eukaryota, Metazoa, Cnidaria, Anthozoa, Scleractinia, Pocilloporidae. The record is from RefSeq and is a predicted model, not a curated record. Gene Ontology annotation, molecular function: G protein-coupled receptor activity.